AUGAGUACGACCAGGUGUGAAAAUUAUUCAUUCCCUUGGAUUUUCAAGGACUGUCGAGAACGCACCGGACCCCACAGAAGUGUGGGGCUCUACCGAACAUUGAACCCUAGCUCCGGACAAUCCGAUUUCAGGGUGGUAGCGGCGCGAAAAAUCGCGCACUUUGAAACGGAGCUUCCCUAUCUCUUAGGAUCGACUAACCCAUGUCCAACUGCUAUCUGCACUAGAGGCCGUUUCACCCAGCAUCGCUGCCAAGGCUUCUUCACUGACCUCCACGCCUGCCUACUCGUCAACGCGUCACUUCAACGCUGA
This is a messenger RNA of Stereum hirsutum FP-91666 SS1, 309 nucleotides long. RefSeq lists its product as uncharacterized. The record is from RefSeq and is a predicted model, not a curated record. The transcript is spliced from 3 exons. NCBI's taxonomy places the organism in Eukaryota, Fungi, Basidiomycota, Agaricomycetes, Russulales, Stereaceae. The coding region runs from base 1 to 309 and encodes 102 amino acids.